CAGCCCCGGGACACCCCCGGCAGAGCCCCCAGAGCCAUGGAGUCGGUGGCCCUGUACAGCUUCCAGGCGACGGAGCAGGACGAGCUGCCCUUCCAGAAAGGGGACACCCUGAAGAUCCUCAACAUGGAAGAUGACCAGAACUGGUACAAGGCUGAGCUGUUCGGCUGCGAGGGCUUUGUCCCCAAAAACUACAUCAAGGUCAAGCCACACCCGUGGUACGCGGGCAGGAUCUCCCGGUACCUGGCAGAGGAGCGGCUGCUCCAGCGCGAUCACCUGGGAGCCUUCCUGAUCCGCGACAGCGAGAGCGCCCCGGGAGAGUUCUCCCUCUCCGUCAACUACGGGAAGAACGUCCAGCACUUCAAGGUGCUCAGGGAGAGGAACGGCAAAUAUUUCCUCUGGGAGGAAAAGUUCAACUCCCUCAACAAGCUGGUGGAUUUCUACAGGAUGACCACAGUCGCCAAAGAGCAGCAGAUUUUCCUGUGGGACAAGGACCAGACCCAGGAGGUGAAGAGACCCCGAUACGUGCAAGCUCAGUUUGAUUUCUCCGCCCAGGAGGGCUCCCAGCUGCCCUUCCUCCGUGGGGACAUCAUUGAGGUCCUGGACUGCCCCGACCCCAGCUGGUGGCGGGGGAAGAUCUACGGCCGCGUUGGGCUCUUCCCCCGGCGCUACGUCCACCCCAUCUGCCAGUGACCGUCACCGCUGGUCCUGGCCCCAGUGUCCUCACUCACCAGAGCUGCCUCGUGCCUGUCCUGAGUGUCCACUCACCCCUGAGUGUCCCCAGGAUGGUGCCUGACCCUUGUGAAACCUCAGCUGUGGCUCCCCUGUUCCCCAGAGCUCCAUGACCCCCAGGGACGGGGCUGGCAGCGCCGCUCCCCGGGGAGGGAGUGGGCAGUGUUCAACCAUGGCCAUAAAAACUUUUCCAGAGCCACAAUCCAGUGGGAUGAGAGCAACAGAGGGGGUGAGCCCAAAACCCCAAACUUUGGCUCUUCUCCAAAUCCCCAGCUCCAGGGAGAGCUGCAGGCAGCCGGGACACAACCAGGAUCCACAACUCCACGGAGGAAUUCCAGGACUCAGGGUACCAGGGAAGGCUGAUCCAGGGGGAUUCCAUGCAGCAGGUGCUGUUCAGAGCUGCAAUUUGUGGCACUUUUUUAUAUUCUUUUUUAUUUAGG
Pseudopodoces humilis (Tibetan ground-tit) is the source of this 1169-nucleotide messenger RNA. It is a transcript of the gene GRAP, whose product is annotated as GRB2 related adaptor protein. Lineage: Eukaryota; Metazoa; Chordata; Aves; Passeriformes; Paridae. The record is from RefSeq and is a predicted model, not a curated record. Gene Ontology annotation, molecular function: protein binding.